This is a messenger RNA of Thalassophryne amazonica, 1895 nucleotides long. RefSeq lists its product as uncharacterized. The transcript is spliced from 10 exons. NCBI's taxonomy places the organism in Eukaryota, Metazoa, Chordata, Actinopteri, Batrachoidiformes, Batrachoididae. The coding region runs from base 26 to 1780 and encodes 584 amino acids. Gene Ontology annotation, molecular function: oxidoreductase activity. The record is from RefSeq and is a predicted model, not a curated record.
UCCGACUUCCUCCCACAUCCACAACAUGCAGACAGAAAUGUUUGAUGUCUUAAUAAUAGGAGGAGGGCCUCAUGCCUUGACCCUUGCUAGCUUACUGUCCAAUCCUGACCAUGAGUCCGGCCAGUCCCCAUCCUGUCCGGACAUGCUCCCUCUAAAGCCUCAGCAAACCCCUGAAACAUUCAACAAGAUACCCUGCAGCACUAAGAAGGACAGAAGACCAAUAACUGGGAUUUGUAUUUUUUAUUUUUUUUUGGUCCAUGUAUCAGGGCCAAGACAACAGGACCUUUGCCCACCACUGGUUCUCAGAGUGGUUGAUUCGUACGGGGAGUGGAUCGCUCUGUGGGAGAGCCAGUUCACCGCUCUCCACAUCCCUCAUCUCCGCUCACACACCCUUGUGCACACAGACCCUCACAACCAGAAUGCGCUGCAGGAGUUUGUACGGAAGUACAAUCGCUCGGCAGAGCUUCACAGCCUUUCAGACCAGGUUUAUAUUCUGGACGACAACGCAUUUUUUAAUGACAUGAGGCUUGGCAAGAAAGAACGAAAACGUCUAAACACUUCAACUCUGAAGAAGAACUCAUCCUUCAGUCUGCCAGGAACAAAACUAAGCGUGGAUUUCUUUAAGGAUCAGGUGAACAGAUACAGCUUGGACAAAGUAAUCAUAAAGGGGACUGUGGAGAACAUCAUUCCUGUGACUGAAGCAGAGGAUCAGGCUGUAAGAGAGACAGAGGAGAAUGGAGUGAGCACCAAAGUGGAACAUUUUCAAGUCCAACUUCAGGAAGGAACCAUCCUAAAAGCUCGCCAGGUUAUACUGGCGACAGGUCCGACUCGUGCUCAAAUGGCAAACAUCCCCACCUGGGUGACAAACAUUGGAGAGAGUUACCCAGAAGAGCGACUCCAGCACACUGUGCACCUCAUGCACCAUCUGCCAACUGCUCAGAGAAUUCUUGCAGAAAAAGCUUGCCAGAAGCAGAAAGAGACUUCCCCUGCACAUGUAUGUAAUUCAGGGCAACGUGUCAUGGUAGUUGGUGGGGGUCUGACCAGCGCUCAUGUCAUCUCAAUUGCCCUGCAGCAAGGUGCCAGUCAUGUGACAUGGGUCAUGCGAAAGCAUCUCCAGCUAAAACAGUUUGAUAUGGGUGAUGUGGAGAGCCUAGUGGGUCGGUACGCCCAUUUGGAGCAUGGUAUAAAGAUGGAUGGCCAAGCCUACCUGCGACAGUUCUACAAUGAAAGGAGUCUUCAUAAACGACUGGCUAUGGUUCGCCAAGCAAGGAAAGGAGGGGCAGUCACCCCAGAGGCCUACACUCAACUCCAACCAUUUAUACUGAGUGGACACGUGGACAUUAAGACAUGCUCUCAGGUGAAUGAAGCUACUUGGUGCUACAGGACUCAGCUCUGGAAGCUUUCUCUCAGCAAUGGGGACCACUGGAUUGGGGAUAUGAUCUGGCUGGCAACUGGGUGCAAACUAGAUGCCAUUCAAGACCCACUGCUUUCUGGUGUAAUGAAAAAGUUCCCAAUUCAGGUGAUAGAUGGUUGGCCAUGCAUAUCAGAAAGUCUACAGUGGGCACCAGGGUGCCCCCUGUAUCUGAUGGGGCAGUAUACGGCUCUUCGGGUUGGACCUCACGCAGUGAACCUGGCUGGUGGACAGGCAGCAAGCGUGCGAAUUGCACAAGACAUCAUUCGCUGGCACAAACAGCAAAAUAAUGAUGCGACUGCGCUGUGCAUCAAGAGACGUAAAACUGAAGAGUACAUUCAGCAGAUGAAAGGCCUGUUGUGGCUAUGAGUGGAUCAAUAAAUGAACACGUAAAGACCUGCUUCAUAUAUCGAAACUAUAACAUACAGUAGUGUUCAGAAUAAUAGUAGUGCUAUGUGACUAAAAAGAUUAAUCCAGGUUUUGA